Gossypium raimondii (Peruvian cotton) is the source of this 506-nucleotide messenger RNA. Its product is annotated as calcium-binding protein KRP1. The transcript has a single exon. The record is from RefSeq and is a predicted model, not a curated record. Bases 84 to 449 code for a protein of 121 amino acids. Gene Ontology annotation, molecular function: calcium ion binding. NCBI's taxonomy places the organism in Eukaryota, Viridiplantae, Streptophyta, Magnoliopsida, Malvales, Malvaceae.
UCCAACCUGCUCUACUUGCAAAAUCAUACUAACUAAAACCAAUACCAGCUUCUUUUUUGACGUUUUAACGCAAAACAAAAAGAAUGGGAUCUCGCAAUGUGGUGGAGUUCGAGGAUUUUUUCCCCGCCAUGGUUGAGAAAUUGGGUGCUGAAGGUUUUAUGAAGGAGCUGAGCAAUGGGUUUCAGUUGCUUGUGGAUGGAGACAAGGGAGUGAUCACUUUCGAGAGCUUGAAAAGGAACUCGGCAUUGCUUGGUUUGAAAGAGAUGAGCGAUGAGGAAGUGGUUUGCAUGUUGAGAGAAGGUGAUUUGGAUGGGGACGGGGCUUUGAAUGAGAUGGAGUUUUGUACCCUCAUGCUUAGGUUGAGUCCUGAGUUGAUGAACAAUUCCAGAAAUUUAUUGGUAGAAGCUAUAAUCAAUUUCUAUGCCCUUUGUCAAAUUUGUAUUAAUUAGGCUUUUGUAAUUUGUACGCCCAUGCAAUAUAUCAAAAUCUUUUAAGUACGUACUUCA